Molecule: messenger RNA, 1018 nt
Organism: Puccinia graminis f. sp. tritici CRL 75-36-700-3
Lineage: Eukaryota; Fungi; Basidiomycota; Pucciniomycetes; Pucciniales; Pucciniaceae
Product: CK1/CK1/CK1-D protein kinase
Exons: 4
Coding region: 108-956 (282 amino acids)
Biological process (GO): signal transduction; endocytosis; peptidyl-serine phosphorylation
Cellular component (GO): cytoplasm; nucleus
Molecular function (GO): ATP binding; protein serine/threonine kinase activity
Source: RefSeq, a predicted model, not a curated record
GUUUUUUUCCCCAAUCCAAAACAUAACUUUUCGUAUCCAAAUAUUCGCCCAGUAGCCUCCAAAGUCUGUAUAUCAAUUGACGCAAGUCAAUUUAGUCAGCUCGGACAAUGUAUCGAUUCAUCAAGCGCAUAGGUAAUGGGGCCUUUGGUGAAAUUUAUUUGGGCAUAGACCUUCAGACAAAUCAAGAAGUGGCGAUCAAAGUGGAAUCAAUAGAAACCAAAGAUCCUCAGUUAAGAAAUGAAGCAAAGAUAUAUUCUAUAAUGAAGGGAGCGAUCGGAUUCUCCUCACUUAGAUGGAUAGGAAUAGGAAGCCGUUAUACAGCACUGGUGAUGGAUCUAUUGGGAUGCAGCUUGGAUCGACAAUUAAGUGCUAGAGGCACAUUCAGCUUGAAGACUGUCUUGAUGCUAGCCGAUCAGAUGAUUGUUCGCUUGGAGCAGCUCCAUAGUGCAGGAUUCGUACAUCGAGAUAUCAAGCCUGGAAAUUUUGUGAUGGGACGCGGAUCACGUUCUCAUAUUGUUCAUCUGAUUGACUUCGGACUUUCUUGCCGCUACCGAGGUGACGAUCAUCAACACAUUCCUUACAAGGAAGGUCAACCGUUGGUUGGGACGGCGUGUUAUUCUUCGAUCUGCACCCACCUGGGUAUUCAACAGUCGAGACGAGACGAUCUCGAGUCAUUAUGCUACAUGUUAAUCUCAUUUCUUACGGGAAGCCUUCCUUGGCUGGGGAUCCGGGCCGAAUCGAAACUGGAAAAACACCAGAUAAUGGCUGAACGAAAGAUUCGAACACCCUUAGAAAAACUUUGCCAAGGCUUGCCUCAUGAAUUCGCCUGUUUCUUGAACUAUACUCGUCAACUCAGAUACAAAGAUAGGCCAGAUUAUGAACAUAUUAGGAGAAUGUUCAAGAGCCUCUUUCUCCGGAAAGGUUAUCGUAUGGAUUUGGUUUUUGAUUGGUCUUAGGAGAAGGCUAACAGUCUUGAGUUUCUUGCUUUCUUUUUCUAAAACUUUAUGCUUCUUGCGAU